AUGACAGGAACCCAAGGGGAGAAGGAUGAGGUCCGCGAUGAGGUUGCGCAGCAGCUCGCACAAACCUCUUUCGCGUGCACCUCUCUCAGCCGUUUAUCCGGCGGCACCGCGAAUUUCGUCUAUCGCGGAACUCCUCUCUCGGGACGUCCAGAUUCUAUCAUCAUCAAACAUACCAAGGACUAUUUGUCGUCCAAUGCAAGUUUCAAGCUUGCUACUGAGAGAUGUCAAUUCGAAGGAGCCAUAUUGGAGGCACUCGACGGUCUUCAGUCGUAUGACUCUCCAGAGAACAUCAUGGUCAAAACUCCUAGGCUCUUCCACUUUGACCGAGAGACAAACACUCAAAUCCUGGAGGAUCUUCCACAUUCAAUCGAAUUGAAAACCUACCUUAUCUCGGAUGUCUCUCGUGGCAUGUCAAAGACUUCGGCACGAGCCCUUGGGCACAGCAUCGGGUCCUGGCUGCGAGCCUUCCACGACUGGGCUGCCAAGCCAGAACAGCAAGCGAUUAAAGAGGUUCUCAGCAAGAACAAAACUUUGAAAGACCUCAAGUUCUACAUUAAUUACACCCUGCUGUUGGAGACGAUUGGUAACUUCCCGGGAGUAUUAGAAGAUAGUCGCGAUAUUUUCGGAAAAGUUCGCGAUUUUGCGGCAAAUGAGCUAGAGAAGACCGACCAUGAUGCCGAAUAUAAUGUUAUUCACGGGGAUUUCUGGACUGGGAAUGUUCUUAUUCCUAACGUUCCGCUAACCAGCGACUCAAAAACAACGCUGUUUGUUAUUGACUGGGAAAUGGCCCAAAUUGGGAGCCGAGCGUUGGAUUUGGGCCAGAUGAUCGCCGAGACAUACGAAACGAAGCUCUUCAAAGACGUCGAAUGUGGUGUGUGGGCAAUAGAGGGUUUCUUGGAGGGAUACGGGCCUCUGAGCGACAAGAUGGCAUUCCGGACAGCAAUCCAUGUUGGCGCUCACCUAAUCUGCUUGGGGAGUCGAGUGCCGGGAUGGGGUAGCCAGGAGCAAGUUGAAGAGGUUGUGAAGGUUGGGAGAGAUCUUGUUGUGCAAGCAUGGAAAGAAAACAAGGCAUGGUUUGAUGGGCACACCCUCAGAUGUCUGUUUCAAUGGUGA
Penicillium canariense is the source of this 1113-nucleotide messenger RNA. RefSeq lists its product as uncharacterized. NCBI's taxonomy places the organism in Eukaryota, Fungi, Ascomycota, Eurotiomycetes, Eurotiales, Aspergillaceae. The transcript is spliced from 3 exons. Bases 1 to 1113 code for a protein of 370 amino acids. The record is from RefSeq and is a predicted model, not a curated record.